UCCUUUCCUUAAAUUUUCGUUGUUUUUAACGUUAUGAAGUUUGGAAAGAGACUCAAGCAACAGAUUCAGGAGUCGCUCCCCGAAUGGAGGGACAAGUACUUGUCGUACAAGGAAUUGAAGCAGCUUAUAGGGUCGAUUUCGGAGGCGCCGACGUUGUCGGAGUACGCUAAGGCGGAGGAUGAGUUUCUGUACUUGUUGAACAAUGAGAUUGACAAGUUCAAUGGCUUCUUCAUGGAAAAAGAAGAGGAUUUUAUUAUCCGCCAUAAGGAGAUACAACAGUGGAUCAAGAGAGUAGUUGAUUUAUGGGGACCAAAUGGUAGUAGGCCUUCAGAAGCGGAUUAUAAGGAGGAGAUGGCAAAAAUCCGAAGAGCUAUUGUUGAUUUUCACGGUGAAAUGGUUCUCCUAAUAAACUACAGCAACAUUAAUUAUACAGGGUUAGCUAAAAUUCUGAAGAAAUAUGACAAGAGGACAGGAGGGCUGUUGCGUUUGCCAUUCAUUCAGAAAGUAUUGGAACAACCCUUUUUCACAACCGAUCUAAUAUCAAAACUUGUGAGGGAAUGUGAAAGCAUAAUUGAUGCAGAGUUCCCAGCAGAGGAAGAAUCUGAAAGAGCAAGAGAAGCCACUAUAGUAGCUGGAGAAGGGAUUUUCAGAAACACUGUUGCAGCUUUACUUACAAUGCAAGAGAUCAGAAACGGUAGCUCCACACAGAGUCCCUUUUCUCUGCCUCCUCUCAACUUGCCAGACUCUGAUCUCAUUCAAUCAAUACAACUCAAUGCUGCUGUGCCUAUUGUUUAGUAUAUAACAAAGAAAAAAAAAACACUGAACUUGUGUCUCUAGAUGACUAUAGCUACAACAGUUUGAUCAGAAAAUAGAUUAGUUAUAAUGGGAUGUAUUACAUUUUGGAUGAACACUGUAGUUAGUCAAAUACAUCA
Messenger RNA from Gastrolobium bilobum, 932 nucleotides. RefSeq names its product SPX domain-containing protein 3. The record is from RefSeq and is a predicted model, not a curated record. Gene Ontology annotation, biological process: cellular response to phosphate starvation. NCBI's taxonomy places the organism in Eukaryota, Viridiplantae, Streptophyta, Magnoliopsida, Fabales, Fabaceae. The transcript is spliced from 3 exons. Bases 34 to 795 code for a protein of 253 amino acids.